AAGCAGAAGCAGAAGCAGCAGCAGAAGCAGCAGCAACAGCAGAAACAGCAGAAACAGCAGCAGCAGAAGAAGAAGAAGAAAGCUGCCGCACCAGCCCAGACUAGUAAUAAAAGCAAGGAGAAAGCAAUGGUUGUGUCUCCGCCUCAGCAAACCAUUAAUACCAUGCCGUUGAGCAAGGGUCAAGAGAAGAGGGCGAGAAGGGCCAAGGAAAGGGUGCUGCAGGAGAGGUCUCGAAACGUCCAGACGCCGGCCCAGAGCAGCACGUCGAAAAGCAAGAACAACAAGUAGAAUAAUACGUUGGAAGGUCACUUUUAUUCUAGAUGGCACUAUUCUUUACAAUGCUUAAGUUCACGGAUCGGGGGAGGUGCAAUUUUAUGGCUCAGAUUCUCGUGAGUACUUACACCAAGGACUCGAUAAGCGGUCUUACGAUUACGAUACUCUAUUUGUUGCGGUCUCCUCGAGGUUUCUUGCGGUCAAAUCUUACCCCUUUUAAUGUAGCACUCGGGUGUCUCUACCUUAUUUUCCUGUUUACAGAAGACAGGUGUCAUUCCAUAAAUAUAGACAGUAGCUUCCAGCC
Messenger RNA from Truncatella angustata, 577 nucleotides. RefSeq lists its product as uncharacterized. Lineage: Eukaryota; Fungi; Ascomycota; Sordariomycetes; Amphisphaeriales; Sporocadaceae. The transcript has a single exon. Bases 127 to 288 code for a protein of 53 amino acids. The record is from RefSeq and is a predicted model, not a curated record.